Messenger RNA from Ixodes scapularis (black-legged tick), 4149 nucleotides. Its product is annotated as N-acetyl-D-glucosamine kinase. The record is from RefSeq and is a predicted model, not a curated record. The transcript is spliced from 10 exons. Bases 626 to 1651 code for a protein of 341 amino acids. Gene Ontology annotation, molecular function: N-acetylglucosamine kinase activity. NCBI's taxonomy places the organism in Eukaryota, Metazoa, Arthropoda, Arachnida, Ixodida, Ixodidae.
ACCAAUCAGAGUUAUAACAGUUAUAAUAACUCUAUGGUUCGGUGUUUGUGGUCUUUGUUAAUAUGCUGUUAAUCAAGGAUAGGCCGGAUCACAGUGGGUCGGAUAGGCUGUUUGUUAAUCGUACCACUGUUAUCCAAUGCGUCGCCUGUGCUCUCGUACUUCUGCCAGCGGCAUACCCCGUUUACUUCGAACCGAAGAGGAGUAAUUUAACGAAACGAGUAUUGGAUGAGGAGGUUCCGCGGUAAUGCCUUUCGAAAGGGGUAGCCGUUGCCUCUACCUGUCCGUCGCAUUGCUGGCAAUACAGUACCUGAUAAUGCACCGCCAGCUGCUCGCGAUACGUUCGUGAGCAGGAGGUAAAGUCAGACGGCAGGCGCGGGAGGCUGGAUAAAAAAAAAGGGGGAUCAUCGUGUUCGAGGCUAUCUCUUUCGUGUCGUUUCGUUUUCUUUUUUCCUUCCCUAAAAUUUUGUAUCGACUUCUUUUUUUUUUCUUUUUUUUAUUUACCACACCGUAUUGUGGGCGUAGAGUUGUUGCGUGGCAAUCUGGUUUGAGCUCGAUACCGCUGUGCUAAAAAGAGUUCAGACGUUCCAGAUAGUACGUUUCGGCGUGUCGAGGUUCAGGUGGCGCGAUGAAAGUCUUCGGCGGCGUGGAAGGCGGUGCAUCCUUCUCUAAGGUGGUGUUGCUGGAUGAGGGUGGCAGUGUCUUAGCCUGGGCGGAUGGCAAGGCCAUGAACCACUGGUUGGUUGGAAUGGAGGAGUGUCGAAAACGGGUUCACAAACUUGUCGUGGAUGCCAAGAAGAAUGCAGGAUUGGAUCCCAGCAGUCAGCUUGAAUGCCUGAGUCUCUGCAUGAGUGGCUGCGAGCAGGAAACGAGCAACCGAGCUUUGGAAAAAGCAUUUAUGGAAGAACAUCCCGACAUUGCCAAGACAGUUGUGGUGCAAAGUGACGUUAUCGGUGCAUUAAAGACCGUCGCCCCAAAUGGUGGUGUAGUCUUGAUCUCGGGAACCGGCACCAACUGCCUGCUGGUGAACCCGGACAAUUCGGUGCACCGUUGUGGUGGCUGGGGUCACCUCCUAGGCGACGAAGGAUCAGGCUACACCAUCUCCGUACGUGCCAUCAAAACAGUUCUCAGUGAGGACGAGGACUUCCAUCCACCAAAGUGGAGCGCUCAAAGGAUCAGGGAACUGGUCAAGGAGCACUUCAGUGUGGAGGACAUGUUUGCACUUCUGCCUUACUUCUACUCUAACUUCGACAAGUCAUUCAUUGCGGGACUCUGUAUUAAGCUGGCAAAAUUGGCCCUUGAAGGAGACCAGCUGAGUCGGCACCUCUUCCGGUUGGCGGGUAAGGAUCUUGCAGACCACGUGGCUGCGGUCGCUCCUCAUGCUGAUCAGGCUCUGCGGCUGAGUGAAGGGGGCCUGCCCAUUGUCUGCGUCGGGUCUGUCUUCAACAGCUGGGAGCUGCUGCGUGAAGGUUUCGAGGAGGUGCUCUGCCCCAAGGUCCCCGAGUUCACGCUGCUCCGUCCCACCGUCUCUGCGGCCAUGGGCACUGCUUUCUACGGCGCAUGCCACAUGCACCACAAGAUGCCCUUCAACUUUAAGGAAAACGCCAGACAGCUGCACCACUUCAAGCGCGGCGCCCAGGCUCCGGCACCCUAACUGCUGCAGCCUUCUCUGCAUUUCGACUUGGCUGCCCAGGGACUAACUGUGUCGGCCUGUAUGACCUGUUAGCACUUCUGGCAUUGGAGUGUCUAUCCUCCUCCGGAAUCAGUAUUGGGGAGGGUGAAUUUAUAUAACUUAGCAUGAGCUUUAGGUACUAGGUGAAUGAAAGGAGGAGGCAAAGCUUCUGGCUUCAGGGCUGUACUGUGCAAGACCUAGCUCCCGUGCAACAUGCAUCACUGGGCAACCCUGAGAUUAGAGAAUUGAACUUCCUUGGUUAUCCAUAUGCUUACUGGUAUUUUUGAUGGAUAUAUCCACCUUUGUCUUUCAAGAUCAGUGAUAUAAAUUAAAGUUGUUGUUUUUUUAUCGUAAUAUAUUUUUUUGAUUAUAGUCCACACUUGGUGUAUAAUGUGCAGGUUUGAAUUUCGACUGAAAUGGAGUGUUUUUUCUUAGAUAUGUCCGCACUAAGUUCACAGAUGUUUUACUUAGGGGGAAAAGUUAUGUGCAUUAUGGUUCCCCAACGUCUAGCAUUCCACCCUGGCUAUUGUAAAAAUAUGGAUGUAAGUUUGUACUGUUUUCAUAGUUUGUAUUGCUUCCAUAAUUAAUAUUGUUUUAAUAGAAACGGCAAAUAGUGUGACCACCCUUCAUGUGGAGAGCCAAUUGAAGCAUAGAAAGAAAAAUUCCUUGCAAGUGACAAAAUACAGAUGACAAUAAAGCUGUGUGACCUUAUUUGUGCUUCAUAAUUAGUCAAGGUCAUUCCAUGGAUAUUUGGCUAUCUCAAAUGCAUCCUCAUGAACACUGGAUGAUUGAAUGUCCUUAAAAAGGCAUUGUGGCCAGAAUUAAAUGUAUGGAAUUGUCGAAGUGACAUCCCUAUAUUUUUUAUUGAAAACUGGUAGCCAUAGUUAUAUUAUGGGCCUUAGACUUUCUGGUUUUAGCCGAAAAACUCUGAUAAACAUCCGCUGGUGUCAAAAACAGAAUAUCAGUUAAAACCAAAGAACUGCAACUUCUGUAAUAUUUUUCCCCAAGCGAAGACCGUUUAAAGCCCUUCUCAGACGUUCCUCGGGCAGUCGCAUGAGAACUAGCUCAGUUAGUCGGUAACCACAGAUUGUCACAAUGUCUUUGUUCUAUUCCGGUCAGAGCUAAACUACAGUGUUCGAAACUACAGUGCAGAUUCAAUCUAGGGAAAGAAACAAGAGCAACUUGCCUUCCUUGUGGCAUAAAAAUAUUGCUUGAGAACAGUUAAAUUUCUGUCAAUUGUGCAGAGCAGAAGGGUAGGAAGAUACAAAGAAAAUUAAAAACUGCGGCCGUUGAAGAGUACUCUGACCAAAACCUGUGCCAAAACCUGUAUCCGUGGUUUGAAAGAACUGUUGCAUUAUGAUACAAGUUUGAAGCGUUAUAAGGGUGUGUACAGAUUGUAAAUUGAACUUGCAAUCUCACUAUGCAAAAGCAAAAAAAAAAAACAAUGAUGAAGAGUAGGAGUGGACUCUCAGAGUGCUCCCUGUGUCCACCCCUACUCUUUGUCCUCGUUUAUUUUUUUGUUUGUUUUUUGCCACUUUUAUGUAGUAUAUAUGUACCAACUAGCUAGCCUACUUGCGCAUUCUGCUUCACCCUUAGUUUUUCAUUCAUUUUUCCACCGAUAAUCACCGUUUCUAGCAUCCGUGCAAAAUGAAUGGCCGAAAUACAGAGAUAUUUUUUUACAUAAAUGAACAGAAAAACAUCCGGCAAUUUUCAUUAUAACUGAUCGAAUACUGGAAAAUCUAUGGCCUAUCUAUGUGGGACCAUCUGGUGACCAUGUAAACUCUGUAGUUGCCAUGAGCCGGGUUGUUAUGCCAUGUGGAUUGCCUGAAUAGUAUUACUUUUUUGUGAACGAAUGAUGCUGCAUGUGUGUGCAAAAUGUAAACAAAUGUCCACUAAAGAGUGGGGAAGGGACCAGUUUUGGAUUCAACUUUGCACCCUUCCUUUUACAUUUUAUGAAAAGGUGACUGCAGUUAUACUUUCGUUUCAGCUUAAGUCCAGAUGCAGCCGACGCUACGAGCUAAUGGGACCAAUCGGAAAGCUUCAAAAGCUCACCAUCAUAGUGUUUGUCGUGUUUCAGUUCAUGUUCAUUCAUCAGGCCGAGUGACUUGCGCUUUUGACGCUUCUUGAUUGGUCCCAUUACCCCAUAGCGUCGGCUGCGUCUGGACAUAAGCCACUUCCAGCUUGAUUGUGGAACUGGUCCCAGCUGGAAAUGAGGCAGUUCAGCUGGAUUCCAACUGGGUCCAGCUGGAAUCCAGCUGGACUGCCUCAUUUCCAGCUGGGACCAGUUCCAUAAUCCAGCUGGAAGGGGACUGAUUGGGACAUGAAAUAUAUGUUAUGUUGACUGAAAGUAAAUCUAAAGAGCCUAUGUUUGUGGUAAGAUUUAUUUUGUUGCAGUUCUUGCUUCUAGAACAAGUUAUUGGACUGGUAAAAUAACAUGCUUUAAACAUCUUUAGUGAUAAAUUGGUAACUUUUUUUUUUUA